CCGCCGAAAGGCUUGAAAUACGGGAGGCAGAAGGGGAAGCAGCGGAGGCGACGGCAAAGCACCACCACAGCCAUGAGGGAGAUCGUGCACAUCCAGGCGGGUCAGUGUGGCAACCAAAUUGGAACCAAGUUUUGGGAAGUGAUCAGUGACGAGCACGGGAUUGACCCGGCCGGAGGCUACGCUGGUGACUCAGCUUUGCAGCUGGAGAGGAUCAGUGUCUACUACAAUGAAUCAUCCGCCCAAACAUAUGUACCCAGAGCAAUUUUGGUGGACUUGGAACCAGGAACCAUGGAUAGUGUUCGAUCUGGCCCUUUUGGACAACUCUUUCGGCCUGAUAAUUUUAUCUUUGGACAAACAGGUGCUGGAAAUAACUGGGCCAAAGGACAUUAUACCGAAGGAGCAGAACUUGUAGAUUCAGUGCUUGAUAUUGUGAGAAAAGAAUGUGAACACUGUGAUUGUUUGCAAGGAUUUCAGCUCACUCAUUCUCUUGGAGGAGGAACAGGUUCUGGAAUGGGAACACUUCUCAUCAGCAAAAUUCGAGAGGAAUAUCCAGAUAGGAUUAUGAAUACAUUUAGUGUCAUGCCAUCUCCCAAAGUGUCUGACACUGUGGUAGAACCAUAUAAUGCCACUCUCUCAGUCCAUCAGCUGGUUGAAAACACGGAUGAAACCUACUGUAUUGAUAAUGAAGCGCUGUAUGAUAUUUGCUUCCGUACUUUGAAGCUUACCACUCCAACAUAUGGAGAUCUCAACCAUUUGGUGUCUGCCACAAUGAGCGGGGUGACAACAUCACUGCGUUUUCCUGGCCAACUAAAUGCAGAUUUACGCAAGUUGGCAGUAAAUAUGGUUCCAUUCCCACGCUUACACUUCUUUAUGCCUGGAUUUGCUCCUUUGACUGCCCGAGGCAGCCAGCAGUACAGAGCACUUACAGUUCCAGAGCUCACUCAGCAAAUGUUUGAUGCCAAAAACAUGAUGGCAGCUUGUGAUCCAAGACAUGGACGAUAUCUGACAGUGGCCACAGUCUUCCGAGGCCCCAUGUCCAUGAAAGAAGUUGAUGAACAGAUGCUGGCCAUCCAGAACAAGAACAGUAGCUACUUUGUAGAAUGGAUCCCAAAUAAUGUCAAAGUGGCUGUUUGUGAUAUAGCGCCUCGUGGCCUCAAAAUGGCCUCUACUUUUAUCGGAAACAGCACCGCCAUUCAAGAGCUCUUCAAAAGAAUUUCAGAGCAGUUCUCGGCCAUGUUUAGGAGAAAGGCUUUUCUUCACUGGUUUACUGGUGAAGGUAUGGAUGAGAUGGAAUUUACAGAAGCAGAAAGCAACAUGAAUGAUCUAGUUUCUGAGUACCAGCAGUAUCAAGAAGCAACAGCAAACGAUGGAGAAGAAGCAUUUGAAGAUGAUGAGGAAGAAGUUAAUGAAUAAGCUUAAUACAGUUAAUAAAGUUAAUUCUCAAGUCUGAA
Thamnophis elegans (Western terrestrial garter snake) is the source of this 1451-nucleotide messenger RNA. RefSeq names its product tubulin beta 6 class V (gene TUBB6). Gene Ontology annotation, molecular function: structural constituent of cytoskeleton; GTPase activity; GTP binding. Lineage: Eukaryota; Metazoa; Chordata; Lepidosauria; Squamata; Natricidae. Bases 73 to 1413 code for a protein of 446 amino acids. Gene Ontology annotation, biological process: microtubule cytoskeleton organization; mitotic cell cycle. The record is from RefSeq and is a predicted model, not a curated record. Gene Ontology annotation, cellular component: microtubule; cytoplasm. The transcript has 4 exons.